Messenger RNA from Aspergillus oryzae RIB40, 966 nucleotides. RefSeq names its product ankyrin repeat domain-containing protein. Gene Ontology annotation, molecular function: protein binding. The transcript has a single exon. Bases 1 to 966 code for a protein of 321 amino acids. Lineage: Eukaryota; Fungi; Ascomycota; Eurotiomycetes; Eurotiales; Aspergillaceae. The record is from RefSeq and is a predicted model, not a curated record.
AUGUCUCUCCUCAAUCUUCCAAAUGAAGUACUCCUUCUGAUCAUCGAAACCCUAUCGAGUCAGAAGGACAUUCUAUACUUUUUGAUGACAAGUCGCCGAAUCUAUCAUAUUCAACAAGUGGAUCCGCUCUACAAAUUUAAUAUCAAGUUUGGCGGAAGCUCAUCCCUGCGAUGGUACUCUCGAAAGGGUCAUACACUACCCAUAGAGGCACUGCUCAAAAGGGGCGCUGAUCUGGAGUGCACAAAUGAGCGUGGUUGGACACCACUGAUAUAUGCCGCUCUCUAUGGGCACGAGGAGGUGGUGAGAUUAUUGCUUGAGAAGGGUGCUGUUCUAGAGUGCACAGAUGAGCGUGGUUAUACACCACUGAUAUAUGCCGCUUCUUUAGGGCAUAAGGAUGUGGUUAGACUAUUACUUGAAAAUGGCGCUGAUCUUGAUAAUGAUGAUCAUCCGUAUGGGCGCACACCAGUGAUAUGGGCUGCUAUGAAUGGGCACGAGGAUGUGGUCGGACUACUGCUUGAAAAAGGUGCUCGUCUUGGUCUUGUCGAUAAUGAAUAUCAUCGCACACCAGUUAUAUGGGCAGCCAAAAAAGGAAACGAGGGUGUCGUUAGGCUGCUACUAGCAAGGGGUAUUGACCUUAGCCACGGAGAUGGGGAAGGUUACACACCAUUAGCAUGGGCUGCUAUAGAAGGACAUGAGGGAGUGGUCAGACUAUUGCUUGAAAAAAGCGCUGAUUUCAAGAACAAAAUCGAGGCAGCCGUACACCAGUGUUAUGGGCUGCCAAAAGAGAACACGAGGAUGUGGUCAGACUAUUGCUUGAAAAAGGUGCUGAUCUCAAGCACAAAAACUUUCACGGCAGUACACCAGUGGUGUAUGCUGUCACAACAGGACAUGAGGGUAUACUUAGGCUGCUACUUGAGAACGGUGCUGAGCUGUGGUGUGUAUCUAAACGGGGUUACACCAGAUUAG